Messenger RNA from Penicillium salamii, 1605 nucleotides. Lineage: Eukaryota; Fungi; Ascomycota; Eurotiomycetes; Eurotiales; Aspergillaceae. The record is from the annotation of a GenBank genome assembly.
AUGGAGAUAGACCAAGUCAUUUCUCUGGUCGAUUGGAUCCCUCGCGUCGAGGAUUUGAUCGCUCAGCACCAUGUCCCGGGUGUGUCCAUUGCAGUGGUGCAAAACGACCAAACAUCGUCCGCGGGCUUUGGAAGCGCAUCCAUCGAGCCCCCAAUACCAUGUACAGCAGAGACUCUUUUUGACGUCGCAUCCUGUGCAAAGUCCAUGACUGCAGCUUCGGUUGCCUUGCUUGUAGAGGACAAUGAAAAAUACUCCGACAUCACAUACGAUACGAUCAUGUCCAACCUACUGCCCCAAGAUUUUGUUAUGUCGGGCUCCGGAUUUACUGAGGGCGUGAUGCUUGAAGAUUUGCUCGGCCACCGGACGGGGAUGGCGGCGCAUGACAAUUCUUACUUCGGGCCCCGGGCGGAAUAUCCAGACAACGCAAGAUCUAUCACCAGAAACCUGAGAAAUCUUGCCGUGGCAGCGCCUCUUCGGUCUCGGUACUUGUACUGCAAUAUGAUGUACACAGUAUUGACACACCUUAUUGAAGAAAAGACCGAGAGGUCAUUUGCAGAUUUCCUGGAAGAGGAAAUCUUCAUGCCGCUCGAUAUGACCUCGAGCAACCUACAGCCUGAAAAUGCCCACAAGAAGGGUCUAGGCAGCCGAAUGGCAACCGGUUAUAUGUGGGACAAAGCCAGCGGGUACCGCGAAUGUCAAUGCGCUGAUUGUCCCGAAGGCCAGGGGGCUGGCUCAAUCGUUUCAAGUGCCAAUGAUCUCAUCAAGUGGGUGAAGGCAUUGAUGAACCAGGAGGGUCCAAUCACCCUCAAGGUCUACCAAGGGCUGCUCAAGCAGCGCAGCUUUCCAAAUCACCAUCCAGCAAGGUUAAGACCGUUCACGUCUCCGCCUAUCUAUGCGGCGGGAAUGGAGCUAUACUAUUACCGAGGUCAUAUGGUUGUGGGGCAUGAUGGUAAUGUUCCCGGAUUCGGGGCCCGUUUUGCUUUCAUUCCGGACACCAAGUUCGGAGCUGUAGUUAUGGGCAACUCUUCAGAAGCUGGUAUUGUUGCUGGGAUGCUCAUUCGCGAGCUAAUCGACGACGCCCUUGGAGUCCCCGAAGCAGAGCGGGCGGGCCGAGCCAAAAAUAGGAGACCUAAGACCGAUGUUCCAGUCCAUACUGAAAAUAAGGGGAAACAGAAGAGUAAGGCAACUCAGAAUCCGAAGUUGAAUCAAGGUGGUCGAAAGCAAAAUACGCACCGACCGAGUGACCACAGAACCCAACCAGCUGAUUCACCAGAACCGCAGACCAAGCCUCUGGAACAGUAUACUGGCCGGUACUGGAAUGCGGGAUAUCGUGGGAUGAAUGUUCGGGUAGUAGAUGAUCGAUUAUUCAUCGACGCCUCGGAUCGUGCUAUGGGAUUCACUCUCACAUUCCACCACCUCUCCAACCAGACACAAUAUGCUGCAUACCUGGUCGACUCUAUCGAAGGCGGGAAUGAUCGGAUUGAGGCAGAAUUCGUGUUCAAAGACGAUCAGGUGGUGGCAAUGGGUCUCCGCUUGGAGCAAUCGCUCAAAAAUUUAAUCUGGUUUGAGAAGAUGAAUAGUGCGACAGAAACUGAGGGCAGAUGA